AUGCCAGACGACCUGGACAACCUUAAACGGAAACGAGCGGGGACCCGAGCAGCGGUCACCCGCACCACCGCCCAUCUUCGCGGGCUGCUGGCCUCUGCAACCCUCUCAGCAGAAGAUGUUGAAGUGGACCUGGAAUACCUCAUCGCUCGCAGAGCUACAUUUCAGGAAUACGACCAGCAAAUCCUGGCAGCAACAAGCGACGACGGGUACGAUGAGGAGUUGAACUCAGUUCUGGAGCGCGAGCAGGAGCUCGAUGCCGCCAUUACCAGAGCCCGGCGAGCGCUUAGGCUCGCCUCGCAAGCGGCUGGUACAGCAGGAACGACCGGCGGUUCCUAUGCUACGAUCCACAGCUGCAGUUCCCUGGCUGCCAUCGAGAAAUUCAAAUAUCUUCUGUCGUAUGUCACGGACGAUGACAACUACGAGAGUGCCAUCGCUGUCCUCAAGCGACGAUUUGGUCGCCCGGAUCUUUUAGCCGCGGAGCAUAUUGAUAAAUUGCUAUCACUCCGCCCAGUACACAGUGCCACAGAGGUGGGUUCCCUGCGGAACUUGUACGACGACGUAUCCCGGCACAUGCGAGCCCUGGAAGCCCUGUCGAUCCCUCGAAGCAGCUACGGCGUCAUCCUCUACAGGGUUGUCACGCGGUGUUUACCCGCCGAGCUGUUUGUUCAGUUUCGGCAGAAAGGAAGGGAAGCCGAAGUUGCGAACAGAGACCCCGUAUGCGGAGACCCCCCAACGAGGACGUCGACGAUGACCCAAGAAGGAAGGGAGACCGAGGCUGCGAGCAGUGGGGACUCCCCUACUAGAGCAUCAACAAUGAGCCAAGACGUGGACGCCCUUCUUCAGUUCUUGGCCAUCCAGAUUGAAGCCAGGGAGGAGGCCGCGCUCCAUCGACACCGACCCGUUCACAAGGAUCCAGAAAAUGGCGACAGUGUGCCCCUUCCGUCAGCCGCGGCUCUUCCGACUGCCACAGCUCCAGAGAAGCCUGUGCGUGACGCACAAACGAGUAGUCCCCCCGCACCGUGCGUCCUGUGCCGUGAUACCGGGCACUCAGUUGCAGCGUGUCCAGCUCCGACAGCUCCAGAAGACAAACGUCGACGUCUCCUAGCGGCCCGCCGUUGCUUUCGCUGUGCCAAGCGCUACCAUCACGCUCGCCAAUAUCGGUCGUCCGCAAGCUUGACCUGUGGAAAGUGCAAUGGGCAGCAUCUUACGUCGCUUUGCGACAUUCAGCCCAGCCCACGUAGUAACGUCAGCGCCGUCGGAAUCGCGGAAGCGAUUUCGCAAGAUGUUCAGUCGAUGGCUACGUCUGCGCAGGGCAUCGUGACGUACCUGCAGACCGCUGUGGCAGAAGCCUCUGGACCGGCAGGAACACUCUGGGUCAGAGUACUAUUAGACAACGGCAGCCAACGAACCUUUGUAACAGAGGACCUGACACGAAGGGUUAGGGUGCGAAGUGCAGGGUUCCGAAGAUCUGGCGAUCUUUUCCUUCGGCUCGACACGACGUUCUGCACGUCAUACGUGCGCAAAGGUCAGCCUCUCUCUCAGCGGACUACACGAGUCCCAGGACUUGGACGCUCUCACGGUCCCAGAGAUCUGCAGGUCCCUCAGCCCUGCAGUAGCGGCACUGUUGCAGCACUCUUGCAAGAUCAUGGCCUAGAACCCGCGCCGACUUCUUGUCCCUCUGACAACGUCGACAACGUCGACAUUCUGGUAGGCGCUGACUAUUACUGGCGAUUUGUAUCCGGCAAAAUUGUUCGACUAAGCGACGACCUGACUGCGGUCGACACACUCUUCGGAUGGACAGUCCAAGGGCCCGCCAACAUCUCCUCCCUUGUUGGGGUGUCAUCAGUUGUGUCGCUGCUGUGCUGCGCCGAAACAGGCGCUGUUCUAGAUCCGACCGAAAUGUGGCGGCUUGAUGCACUGGGCAUCACAGCUCCCGCCAGCAAAGACACAGGAGAAGCCGACCGCAUCCUUUUCGAGGAAGACAUCAAAUUCCAGGAAAACCGAUAUGAAGUCCCUCUAAUGAUAAAAGAGCCUGAACUCCCUCUAGAAGCCAACAACAAGAUAACAGCAGAAAGGAGAUUAAACGCGCAGCUACGACGUUCCCGCACGGCGCCCGACGUCCUUCAGCAGUACGAUCAAACUAUGCGGGAGUAUUUCACAGAGGGCCACGCGGAACCUGUCACAGGCCCGGACCCGCCGAGGAACCUGUAUUACCUACCUCACCACGCCGUAAUAAGCAAGGAUGCAGUCACCACCAGGAUAAGAACCGUGUUUGACGCUUCGUCCCAUAUUCCGGGCCAGCCUUCGCUGAAUGACGUCCUGUCGAAGGGUGCAAACAUCAACAGUGACUUACUUCAUCUGCUGCUGACCUUCCGUUCCUACCCCAUUAUCCUCACCGCCGACAUACGAAAGGCUUACUUGCAGAUUCAAAUCAGGCCGGAAGACCGCGACGCACUCCGAUUCCUGUGGCUUACCGAGUUGCCUUCCGCUACAAACUUCCAUCCUGAAUGCCAAGAGUGGCGCAUGACUAGGGUCCCCUUUGGCGCUUCCUCCAGCCCGUUUCUGUUGGCGGCGACCUUACAUCACCACUUCGAGGCGGUUAGCGACAAGUAUCCGGCCACCGCGGCACGACUUCGCAGAAGCUUCUACGUGGACGACCUCGUCAUUGGAUGCGAAAGCGUGAGCGAAGCCGUCAAUCUGUACUCCGAAAUCAGGAAGGUCCUCCGAGACGCCGGAAUGGAGAUUCGGAAGUGGGCCUCAAAUUCGUCCAAUCUCCAGCACAUAUUCCUCAAGGACGGCAUAGCUUAUGAUGACGUCGGCUGCACGGAUCCAGUGCUUCGCGUCCUCGGAGUGUCAUGGGACAGGCACUCUGACACAAUAUCCGCGCGAACGGACACGGUGCACCAUUUCGCCACGAUUAGCCAGCCCACCAAGCGUACGCUACUGCAGGCGUUUUCUCGUCUCUACGACUCUUUCGGCUUACUCUUGCCCUUCACAGUUACUGCACGCCUACUCUUUCAAAUGCUGUGGAAGGAACGCUUGGCCUGGGAUGUCCCAAUGGGACCCACGGAGCAGCACACGUGGUGGAAAUGGGUGCAUGGGCUUUCGCUGCUUUCUCAAGUACAGGUGCCCAGGUGCGCCAUACAGUCACGAGACUGUCUACUAGACCUUCACCUCUUUGCGGACGCCAGUCCACGAGCGUAUGGCGUUGUGGUCUAUGCACGCACAAGCGUAGACAGUGACAUACACUCCCACAUUCUCAUCGCCAAAAGCCGAGUCGCUCCGCUAAAGCCCGUGACGAUUCCGCGGCUGGAGCUCCUUGGCUGUCUACUCGCCGCCCGCAUCUUUAGUCGCAUCCGCAACUCUCUAUCUUUUUCUGUCACGAGGACCAUCUUCUGGACCGACUCACUAAUUGCCCUGCACUGGAUAAAGAGCGAGCCUUCGAAGUGGCCUCAGUUCGUCGCCGCUCGGACGGAGGAAAUCCGGCAGUUAACCAGCCCAGAACGAUGGAGGCACUGCGACGGUGCCCACAACCCCGCCGACCUUCUUACCAGAGGUCUCUCGGCACAGGACCUCAUCGACAGCAAUGCAUGGUGGAAGGGACCACCCUGGCUGUCGAACCGAAUCGACCACAGCGCCUCGCCAGAGGCAGACCUCGACAGCAGCUUGGAGUCCGAACUGGUUUGUUCGCCCGUUGCCACCGGCGGCCAGGAUGCUUUGAUUCGGCUGGAAGAUUACAGCUCGCUGAGACGUCUCCUACGAAUCACAGCCUACGUACUUCGCUACGUUGCCAACCUACGUCGCCCGGACGCCAAGCGCACCGGUCCGCUCUCAGCACAAGAACUGCUCUCCGCCGAGCGCCUUUGGGUAGAGCGUACUCAAGGGGAGACAUUUGCAACUGAAAUCGCUGAUCUAAAAAACUCGCGCCCGCUUCCCAGGUCUUCCAGCAUUCUUACGCUGAACCCGUAUCUCGAUACCAGCUCACUCCUUCGAGUCGGUGGCCGCCUGCAACAAAUGGAAGACACCGAGCGUGUUCGACAUCCCAUCCUCCUUCCCAGCAAGCAUCGCCUGACUGAACUGCUCAUCAUGGACAGGCACAUGCGCCUUCACCAUGCCGGGAUCCAAGACACGUUAUGUGAACUGCGACAAAGCUACUGGGUGACGAAGGGACGUCAAGCCGUGCGCCGGACACUGCAUACGUGCCUCCAAUGCAGGCGAAGGCGUCUCAGUCCAGAAACUGCACCGGUUGCACCUCUAGCGAGAGAAAGGCUAACCCCCUCGCUCCCGUUCGACACAGUAGGAGUCGAUUUCGCCGGACCUCUUUAUGUCUCCAGGGAGGACGGCACCGAGCACAAGGCCUACAUCACGCUCUUCACCUGCGGAGUAACCAGAGCUGUCCACCUAGAGCUUGUCUCCGGAAUGACCACACAGCACUUCCUCGCCGCCUUUCGUCGCUUCAUCUCCAGACGGGGUGUUCCAUCCCUAGUCAUUCCUCCCUCCCCCGAUGUCCAGGACCUCGCCGCCCACCACCACAUUCAGUGGAAGUUCAUCCUUGAAAGGGCACCGUGGUGCGGGGGAUGGUGGGAGAGGAUGGUGCGUUCCGUCAAGGAGGCUCUGAAACGCUGCUUGGGCAGGCGGCGUCUUAACUUUGAGGAGCUCACCACAGCCCUACGCCAAGUAGAGAGCAUCAUCAACUGUCGUCCGUUAACCCACAUCUCCUCGGACCCACUCGACCUCGAACCUCUCAGGCCAUCCCACCUUUUGCUCGGGAAAAGGUCCACCACUCUGCCCGGGAUCAGCCCUGUCGCACCGCCAAGAGACACCAGAGGUCUUCAGCGUCACUUGAGGACCCAAGAGCAGACGAAACAGCACUUCUGGGCAAGAUGGCGCAGGGAAUACCUGCUGCAAAUGAGAUCCGCUCACAUGGCACAGUCCAAUCCGGAGGCCCAACUGAGACUUGGAGAUGUCGUCGUCAUUCACGACAAGGGGACACCACCGAUGCUCUGGAAGCUCGGUCGCGUCACCCGACUCGUCCUUGGACGCGACGGCGUGAUACGUGGUUGCGGUCUCACGUUGGCAAACAGGUCGACCAUUUAUCGCCCGGUUCAACUGCUCCAUCGCGUGGAAGCAGACUUGGGAGCACCGCCGGCCCGGGAGGGUGUUGAAUAA
Ornithodoros turicata is the source of this 5169-nucleotide messenger RNA. RefSeq lists its product as uncharacterized. The record is from RefSeq and is a predicted model, not a curated record. Bases 1 to 5169 code for a protein of 1722 amino acids. The transcript has 3 exons. NCBI's taxonomy places the organism in Eukaryota, Metazoa, Arthropoda, Arachnida, Ixodida, Argasidae. Gene Ontology annotation, molecular function: nucleic acid binding.